GAACGCUCUCGGUCUAUUUUCCUCGGCGCUUCACUCUCGUCACCUGUCGAGGUCCGUCAGCGGGGGCGAGCCCGGCCCGUGCGCAGAGACCUCCGACAGCAGGAGCACCCCCAAAGUCAUAACCGGGAUUCUCGGUUCUUCCCCCUAAUAACACGGCUCGGUUAUGGCCGUCAACAUGUUUGGACCGUGUCAUCUGUUUAUAAUAUCACUCGUUAUUUGCGGCAGCUUGGGCCGGAACGAGGAGGAGCGGCUCAUCAACCACCUGCUGAAGGAGAAGAAGUACAACAAGGAGCUGCGGCCCGUGGAGAACCAGCGGGACCCCGUGGAAGUGUACUUCGCCCUGACGCUCUCCAACCUCAUCUCUCUGAAAGAAGUGGAUGAGACGCUGUUGACCAACGUUUGGCUUGAACAUACAUGGACAGACUACAGGCUUUCGUGGAACACCUCAGAGUUUGAUGACAUCCAAGUCAUCCGUCUGCCGUCCAAGAUGGUGUGGCUGCCAGAGAUUGUUCUGGAAAACAAUAACGACGCCCAGUUCGAGGUGGCCUACUACUGCAACGUGCUGGUAGAGCCGUCGGGGUCCGUCUACUGGCUCCCGCCCGCCAUCUUCCGCUCAUCCUGUUCCAUCAACGUCAACUUCUUCCCCUUUGACUGGCAGAACUGCACCCUCAAGUUCAGCUCGCUGACAUACAACGCGAAGGAGAUCACCAUGCUGCUGAAAGAGGACUACAUCGAGGAGCAGAAGCACACCGUGGAGUGGAUCGUGAUCGACCCUGCCAGCUGGACAGAGAACGGCGAGUGGGAGGUGAUCCACCGGCCGGCUAAGAAGAACGUGUACAAGCACAUCCCCAUGGAGAGCAACAAGCACCAGGACAUCACCUUCUACCUCAUCAUCAAGCGCAAGCCCCUCUUCUACAUCAUCAACAUCAUCAUCCCCUGUGUGCUCAUCUCCUUCCUGGCCUGCAUGGUGUACUACCUGCCCGCCGACAGUGGGGAGAAGAUGACCCUGUCCAUCUCCGUGCUGCUGGCCCAGUCUGUGUUCCUGCUGCUGAUUUCUCAACGCCUGCCGGAGACCUCCAUGUCCAUACCGCUCAUCGUCAAGUACCUGAUGUUCAUCAUGGUGCUGGUGACGGUGGUGGUGCUCAACUGUGUGGUGGUGCUGAACCUUCACUUCAGAACCCCGAGUACACACGUCAUGACGGAGUGGACCAAAGAGUUCUUCCUGCAGCGACUGCCUCGCUUCCUGCGCAUGUCGCUCCCUGCUGAGCCGGAGGUGAACUGGGACGGGGCGUCGCCGCGGCGGUCCAGCUCGGCGGGCUACAUCGCCAUGGCGGAGGAGUACUACUGCGUGAAGUCCCGCAGCGAGCUCAUGUUCGAGAAGCAGUCCACCCGCCACGGGCUGACCAUGAGGGCCACGCCCAGCGCAGUGAAGCCUCCCGUGGAUGGGGAGGCAACGGACCAGCUCUACGGGGAGAUGAAGCCUGCGGUGGACGGAGCCAACUACAUCAUCAAACACAUGCACAACAAGAACAACUACAAUGAGGAGAAGGACAACUGGAGUGGCAUUGCGCGCACGGUGGACCGCCUGUGUCUGUUCCUGGUGACCCCUGUGAUGACCCUGGGCACCAUCGUCAUCUUCCUCAUGGGCUACCUCAACCACCCGCCCCACCUGCCUUUCGACGGGGAUCACCAUGACUACCGCGAGGAGAGCGCCCGUCUGGUGUGAGGGAGGGGCUCGGCGUCACACACACACACACACACACACACACACACACACACACACACACACACACACACACACACACACACACACACACACACACACACACACACACACACACACACACACACACACACACACACACACACACACACACAGACUCAGCACUGCAGUCCUUUCAGUAAACUGCCAAGCGAGGCCCUGCAGUGCCGUUCAUGUGCCACUAGUCCAAACUGUUUUGUACGUGAAGUUUUCUAGUCGUUUUGAUUGCGUUUGCAUGAAGGCGUUUUUAGUAAGAAGUCUGUAUCUGAGUCUCCCCCUCAACACCCCGUGUAUAAGGCAGGGUAGCUCAUCGUUUCUCCAGGCAAGGAACACUCUGAGGUCAUUCUAUGGACUUUGUUUUUCGAAUAAGUCUUCUGUCAAGACAUCGAUGUUUUCAAAACGCAGUAGAGCAGAGCUAGAAUUGCCCUUGGGAAGUCAGCCUAAUCUCUUGAGGUUGCCUCGCGUUAGCUUCCAGAUAUGAGUCUCGGACCAGUCCCACACGGGAAGCUUGGCUCAGGUCUCUGAGUAGGCCAAUCAGCGAACCACAGCAAUUAGCGUAGGUCCUGACGAAAUCGGGCAGUGCCGUUUCACACAUUUCUACAAAGGGUUAAUUCAUGUAACAGUCGUUAUGCUGCUUUAGAAUUUGUUUUACUUAAACUUAAGUUGUUCUUACUUCAGUGAAAUGUAACAUUUGCUAAUGGUGUUGACUUUGGUCACACGGCAAAUGGGAUCCGACCGCCUGAAGCUCGGCCAAUCGGUUGCAAAGAAAGGUUGACUGACCACGCCCCCACCAAACACCCUUCAGACCUUAUGAGCGCAGGGAACGGGUGUGCGUGCUAAUAAUAAUGUGCUAACAUGGCAUCUCCUCAGUUCCAAUGUGAACCGUCGCUCAUGCACCAGACCACUCUAAUCGGCCACCGAUGCCUGGAAAUAUGUACUUUGCUUGUCCACGCAACAUUAUUUAGCUUUGCAGCAAUUUUGCAUACUUGCGUAAGUUACUGGCUUAUUGUCGAUGGAGGGUUUAACACUGCAUUUAAACCUAAGAGUGUACUGUUAGUAACGACCAGGCACACUGCUAUACAAUUUAAGAAAUUAAAUGUUGUUUUAUAUAUUUACCAAUGGUGUAUAGUGUUUUAAUGUCAUAUAUUGUGAUUUCGGCUUCUUGAUUAAAGGUAUAAAAUGUG
Gadus morhua (Atlantic cod) is the source of this 2946-nucleotide messenger RNA. It is a transcript of the gene chrnd, whose product is annotated as cholinergic receptor, nicotinic, delta (muscle). NCBI's taxonomy places the organism in Eukaryota, Metazoa, Chordata, Actinopteri, Gadiformes, Gadidae. Gene Ontology annotation, cellular component: postsynaptic membrane. Gene Ontology annotation, molecular function: transmembrane signaling receptor activity; acetylcholine-gated monoatomic cation-selective channel activity. Bases 164 to 1726 code for a protein of 520 amino acids. The record is from RefSeq and is a predicted model, not a curated record. Gene Ontology annotation, biological process: monoatomic ion transmembrane transport. The transcript is spliced from 12 exons.